This is a messenger RNA of Megalops cyprinoides (Indo-Pacific tarpon), 1333 nucleotides long. RefSeq lists its product as uncharacterized. The record is from RefSeq and is a predicted model, not a curated record. Lineage: Eukaryota; Metazoa; Chordata; Actinopteri; Elopiformes; Megalopidae. The transcript has 10 exons. The coding region runs from base 1 to 1263 and encodes 420 amino acids.
AUGGCAUCCUUUCAGAGUUACUGUAAGACUGUCGGGACAGACGAGGAGGAAAACAGGAUGCUGGACCGGUCUUUGCAGCAGAUGCUGAAAGCUAUCGCUGACGAACGAACCCGGCAUAGGAAAGAAAUUAGCAGUCUUGGGUGUUUAAAGGAUGACAGGAUUGUUUUUUGGACGUGGAUGUUCUCCACCUACUUCAUGGAGAGAUGUGGACCACGGCAAGAUGACAUGCUGUUCUACGUAAGGAGGAAGCUGUCCUGCGUUACUGAUGACAGCACUCAACGGAAGAAGGUGGAGGUGGAGGUGUACAGGAGAGACUCCAAGAACCUGCCUGGACUGGGAGACCCCGACAUUGACUGGGAAGAGAGUGUCUACCUGAAUCUCAUCUUACACAAGCUGGACUACGUAGUUACUUGUGCUGUCUGCACGCGCACAGAUGCCGGCGAUAUUCACAUUCACAAGAAGAAGUCGCAGCAAGUGUUCCCAUCCCCCAGUAAAAACCCCAUGGACAGCAAGGGUGUGGAGUCCAAGAUGAGCUACCCCAACAUCUUCUUCAUGAUUGACAGCUUUGAAGAGGUCUUUGGUGACAUGGUGGUGGGGGAGGGGGAGAUGGUCUGUGUGGAGCUGGUGGCCAGUGACAAGACCGACACCUUCCAGGGCGUCAUCUUCCAAGGGUCUAUACGCUAUGAGGCCCUCAGGAAGGUCUAUGACGACCGGGUGGGCGUGGCAGCAAAGAUGGCCCAGCGGAUGUCCUUUGGCUUCUACAAGUAUAACAACAUGGAGUUUGUGCGGAUGAAGGGGCCCCAGGGGAAGGGUCACGCGGAGAUGGCCGUGAGCAGGGUGCCCACAGGGGACGCCUCGCCCUGUGGCACCGAGGAGGACCCCGAUUCUCCAGGUCAUGAGCGGCUAACCUCCCUCAGCACGCCCCCCACCCCCGAGAGGAAGCGGCCCUCGUUCUUCUCCCCCUCGCUGCGUCGCAAGCUGCCCCGUAACCGCAGCGCCGAGAUGAAGAAGUCCCACUCUGCCAACGACAGCGAGGGGUUCCUCUGGGACAAGGAGGACGAAGCGGACCUGCACAAUAACGCUACCCUGCGCUCACGCUCACUGUCUGGGACGGGUCACACCCUGGUGGGGUCCUGGCUGAAGCUGAACCGUGCGGAGGAGUGCUUCCUGCUGUACUCCUACCUCACCUACGUCACCCUGCCCCUGCACCGCAUCACUGCAGACAUUCUGGAAGUGAGACAGAAGCCUAUCCUGAUGACAUAGCUGACGGAGCCACUGCCUUGGAUGCUCAAUACCAUGUGCCUCGUGCUUCAGGCCAUCUAUACAACACUAC